Molecule: messenger RNA, 749 nt
Organism: Saccostrea cuccullata (small rock oyster)
Lineage: Eukaryota; Metazoa; Mollusca; Bivalvia; Ostreida; Ostreidae
Product: glutaredoxin-1-like
Exons: 2
Coding region: 72-389 (105 amino acids)
Cellular component (GO): mitochondrion
Molecular function (GO): glutathione disulfide oxidoreductase activity
Source: RefSeq, a predicted model, not a curated record
UUCCCGCUACGCCAUUAUUAUUGUUGUUAGGGAAGCUUUCAGGACUUUUGUGAAAAAAACUGAAUAUUGAAAUGGCUGGAGCCAAAAUAUUUGUCGACAAAAAGCUUGCACAAGGGAAUGUUGUUGUGUUUUCAAAGUCAUUCUCUCCUGAGUGUAAGCUGAUAAAGAAAAUUCUGGCCGAAUACAAUCUAAAGAACCUGUUGUAUGUAGACAUUGAAAGUAGACAGGACUGUACACAGUUAGAAAAUUAUCUACAGAUUCUGUGUCAGACGGACGCCAGAUCGGUACCGCAGCUGUUUAUUGGUACAAAAUACAUAGGAGGCGAAAAGGAAUUGAUUUUGAUGCACGAGUCUGGAAAGCUUAAAAAAGUGUUUGAAGAAAACAAGUGAUGUUUUAUUAGAAUGUAGACGUUGAACAUGACUAUUUAUGAACUAUUGAAUGCAAACUUUCAAAGAAAGUUUUGAAUCUAUCCUUGUACAUUGUCUUAUUUGACAUGCAUAAAACAAAUAUAUUUGAAAUAUUAAUAAUGUGAAACACUUGAGAUGUCUAAUGUAAUUGUGCAUGAGAUACCUUUGCUUCUUAGUCAUAUAUAAAGAAAAUGUAAAUCCUUUGCUCUUUUAUUUAAGAUGUGUAGAAAAAGUAAAAUUAAGAUUCUGUGUAUUAAUUUAUUGCAUUAAAAGAGGGUGGACUUACCCAUUCGUGAGAGAGUUGUUAUAUAUAUUUUUCUUACAUAAAAUGUUGCAAAACUA